Molecule: messenger RNA, 3191 nt
Organism: Cavia porcellus (domestic guinea pig)
Lineage: Eukaryota; Metazoa; Chordata; Mammalia; Rodentia; Caviidae
Gene: Strn4
Product: striatin 4
Exons: 19
Coding region: 46-2400 (784 amino acids)
Cellular component (GO): dendrite
Molecular function (GO): protein-containing complex binding; protein phosphatase 2A binding; calmodulin binding
Source: RefSeq, a predicted model, not a curated record
GGCGCGCGAGACACAGCGGGCGCGCGGGCCGGCCCCGGGGCCUCCAUGAUGGAGGAGCGAGCGGCCGCCGCGGUCGCCGCUGCAGCCUCCUCCUGCCGCCCGCUCGGCUCCGCGACGGGUCCCGGCCCGACUGGGACGGUCCCAGUCUCAGGCCCUGUCCCCGGGCCCAGCCCGGCAGGAAAAGGGGGCGGCGGCGGAGGCAGCCCCGGGCCAGCAGGCGGCCCGGAGCCCCUGAGCCUGCCCGGGAUCCUGCACUUUAUCCAGCAUGAAUGGGCGCGUUUCGAGGCCGAAAAGGCUCGCUGGGAGGCUGAGCGCGCCGAGCUGCAGGCUCAGGUGGCCUUCCUUCAGGGAGAGCGGAAGGGGCAAGAGAACCUAAAGACAGACCUGGUGCGGCGGAUCAAGAUGUUAGAAUACGCGCUGAAGCAGGAAAGGGCCAAAUAUCAUAAACUGAAGUUUGGGACAGACCUGAACCAGGGAGAGAAGAAACCAGAUUUAUCAGAACAAGUUCCCAAUGGCCCUGUGGAGUCAGUCACCCUGGAGAGCAGCCCGCUGGUGUGGAAGGAGGGACGGCAGCUUCUCCGACAGUACCUGGAAGAGGUGGGCUACACGGACACCAUCCUCGACAUGCGAUCCAAGCGCGUGCGCUCCUUGCUUGGCCGCUCCCUGGAGCUCAAUGGGGCUGCUGAGCCGAGCGAGGGGCCCCCCAGGGUGGCACCUAGUCCUGGGAGUCUCAGUGGCGGCGAGUCCCUGUUGGUGAAACAGAUUGAGGAGCAGAUCAAGAGGAAUGCAGCAGGUAAAGAUGGCAAAGAGCGUCUGGGUGGCUCAGUGCUGGAGCAGAUCCCCUUCCUGCAAAACUGUGAGGAUGAGGACAGCGAUGAGGACGAUGAGCUUGACAAUGUGCAGCACAAGAAGCAGCGCGUGAAGCUCCCAUCCAAGGCCCUCGUGCCUGAGAUGGAGGAUGAGGAUGAGGAGGACGACUCCGAGGAUGCCAUCAACGAGUUUGAUUUCCUGGGCUCAGGAGAGGAUGGGGAGGGGUCUCCAGGCCCUCGGCGCUGUGCCACUGAGGGGAACCCCCAUGAGCUGGAGAGCCGCCGAGUCAAACUCCAGGGAAUUCUGGCUGACCUUCGGGACGUGGAUGGGCUGCCCCCUAAAGUGACAGGCCCAUCGCCUGGCACACCCCAGCCCCGGCCCCAUGAAGGUUCCUUUGGCUUCUCCUCAGACGUAUUCAUCAUGGACACUAUCGGGGGCGGGGAGGUGAGCCUGGGGGACUUGGCAGAUCUCACCGUCACCAACGACAACGACCUCAGCUGUGAUGAACUUAAUGAGUGGGCACAGGGACCCCACCAACCACAUGGGAAGAGGAGCAUCAGGGCCGGAGCCACAGUCUGGCUGUCUGACAGCAAAGAUGCCUUCAAGAAGACGUGGAACUCCAAGUUCACCCUCCGCUCACACUACGAUGGCAUCCGCUCCCUGGCUUUUCAUCACAGCCAAUCGGCGCUUCUCACUGCCUCUGAGGACGGCACUCUCAAGCUCUGGAACCUGCAGAAGGCAGUCACGGCCAAGAAGAAUGCCGCUCUGGACGUGGAACCGAUCCACGCCUUCCGGGGUCACAGGGGCCCUGUGCUGGCAGUGGCUGUGGGCACCAAUAGCGAAUACUGCUACAGUGGUGGCGCUGAUGCCCGAAUCCACAGCUGGAAGAUUCCAGACCUCAAUAUGGAUCCCUAUGAUGGUUACGACCCCAGUGUCUUGAGCCACGUCUUGGAGGGCCAUGGGGAUGCCGUGUGGGGCUUGGCCUUCAGUCCCACCUGCCAGCGCCUGGCCUCCUGCUCUGCUGAUGGCACCGUGCGCAUUUGGGACCCCAGCAGCAGCCCAGCUUGCCUUUGUACCUUCCCCACAGCCAGCGAACACGGGGUCCCCACUUCAGUGGCCUUCACCAGCACCGAGCCUGCCCACGUUGUGGUCUCCUUCCGCUCUGGCGACACCAUCCUGUAUGACCUAGAGGCUGGCAGUGCCCUCCUCAUGCUGGAGUCCCGAGGGAGCAGCGGCCCAAGCCAGAUCAACCAAGUGGUGAGUCACCCGAACCAGCCCCUUACCAUCACUGCCCAUGAUGACAGGGGCAUCCGCUUCCUGGACAAUCGGACAGGUAAAUCGGUGCACUCCAUGGUUGCCCACCUGGAUGCAGUCACCUGCCUAGCUGUGGACCCCAAUGGCGUGUUCCUAAUGUCAGGAAGCCAUGACUGCUCCCUGCGCCUGUGGAGCCUGGACAACAAGACCUGCGUACAGGAGAUCACAGCCCAUCGCAAGAAGCAUGAGGAGGCCAUCCAUGCUGUCGCCUGCCACCCCAGCAAGGCCCUUAUUGCCAGCGCUGGUGCCGACGCCCUGGCCAAGGUCUUCGUAUGAUACCUACCUGGCCUGCCCUGGCCACCACACUGGCUGAGGAGCAGGGCCAGGCAGAUGGGGCUGAGGUGGCUGCAGCCUCACUUGGAGGUUCGAGAUGGCCUCUCUCCACCUGCUGUGGAGCCUGGUGGUGCUAACUAAGGACCCUGUCCCAGGAACGGCCUCCUGCAGCUCUUGUCCCCAUACACUGGCCUGGGGAUGGGCCCUGCAGGAAUUGCUGCUGGGGGCCUCAAAUACCCAUUCCUGCACCAGCUGUCCUCUCACGUGCAGCUCAGCCAGGGCAGGAGUCUUCGGGGAUCAGUUUUUCCAAGAUGCCAGAAGGUGCCAGGUUCUCCCCUUGACCCCCACCCCCUGGCCUGUGGGAGCUGUGCUGGGAGGGUCUCCUGAUGCCCCUCCUCCUCGUGGAUCCUUGUAGCAGUGGGAGCCUGCUUGGCCCACCUCUUCACCUCUCCACUGCUUUCUAGACACUAACCUCCAGGGCCAAGGCUGUGCCCCCAGACUCCCAGGGUGCCCUUCCCUGAGGCUUGGGGGUAAAGUGAGAGCCCUAUGUAGCUCCCUGUAUAUCUGUAUAAAUGAAUGGGAUUUUAAUGGCACCCCUCCCCCACGUUAUCACUGUGUGAUAGUCCUCGUCUGUCCCCUCCUGGCUCCACAUUUUGCCUCUAUUUAUUUCACUCUUCAUUUGGGUCUCACCCUGUGCCCAAGCCCUUUACUGCCCUUUGAGGUUCCUGUUUAUAAGCCACCCUCUGCCCUGAACUUGUACGUGGAAACUUGUCUUAAUAAACCCUUUGGAGUAA